AUGUUCGCCCUUGUUUUGGCUUACCUGCAGAUGAUUUUGUUUAAGGCUCUGUAUUUCAUCAGAAACCAUGACAAGAACCUGAUCUGCAACUCGGUGGCCUUCAAAGACCACCCGGAGGCGACCAUCAACCUGGAGUCCCCCGAGUGCGGCCUGUCCGGAGGUAUCCUCCGCGACCACCACACCUGCUUGGACGAAGACGGCCAGGGAAAGCUUCCCGAGUUGCGUUGGAACUUGCCUCCUACUGGCCAGGUCGCCGAAUUUGUUCUCAUUGUCGAAGACCCCGACGUGCCUAUUCCUUUCAUGGUCUUCACUCACGGACUCUUCUUCGGCAUUCCCGCCACUUGCCUCGCUGCCUACAACGAAGACGUCGAGAAGAAUUGCAAUGUCGAUGGUCGUGUGACUUACGCCGGCUGGCACUUCGUUCCCAACCUCCUCGGCUCUGCUUAUGUCGGUGCUGCUGCGCCCUAUGGUCACGGCUUCCACCGCUAUGUCUUCACCAUCGUGGCCUUGAGUGAGCCUCUGCAGUUCGUCAAGCCUGACAAGGUCACUGUCGGCAUCAUGAAGGCCGCUUUGGUCGACAAGGUCCUCGCCUGGGGCCAGUGGGUCGGCCAUUUCAAGCGCCCCCUCCCUCGUUAA
Molecule: messenger RNA, 636 nt
Organism: Aspergillus heteromorphus CBS 117.55
Lineage: Eukaryota; Fungi; Ascomycota; Eurotiomycetes; Eurotiales; Aspergillaceae
Product: YbhB/YbcL family Raf kinase inhibitor-like protein
Exons: 1
Coding region: 1-636 (211 amino acids)
Source: RefSeq, a predicted model, not a curated record